This is a messenger RNA of Esox lucius (northern pike), 6999 nucleotides long. Its product is annotated as SPT6 homolog, histone chaperone and transcription elongation factor. The record is from RefSeq and is a predicted model, not a curated record. NCBI's taxonomy places the organism in Eukaryota, Metazoa, Chordata, Actinopteri, Esociformes, Esocidae. Gene Ontology annotation, molecular function: DNA binding; histone binding; nucleosome binding. Gene Ontology annotation, cellular component: transcription elongation factor complex. The transcript has 37 exons. The coding region runs from base 191 to 5407 and encodes 1738 amino acids. Gene Ontology annotation, biological process: nucleosome organization; transcription elongation by RNA polymerase II; transcription elongation-coupled chromatin remodeling.
CUGACCAAAGGAUCAGUGACGUUCGUCGCCUGGCUUCAUUCUGAGUUUGGGGAUUUUUUUCUGCAUUACUGUCGUGGAAAUGCUUUCGACUAACUACUUAUUAAAUAUUGGUCGCUGAGAAAUGUAUCUCUUUUAAUUUCCUUUUCCCGCUUGGUAGUGACUACUGCCGCAGAGCAGAGCUCCUGUAAAAAUGGAUUUCAUCGAGACUGAAGCAGCGGAGUCUGAGGAAGAGUAUAGUGAGGCAGAGGCCACCGAGAAGAAGUCUCACAAGCAUGCCAAUUAUGAGGAGGAACAUACAGAGGACCAAGAUGAGGAGGAUGAUGAACAGACUACAGAGGACAAAGAUGAGUAUGGGAACCUUUGUGGUCUGAUUGAUGAUGGUGUGGAUGAACGGGAAGGGGAGGAAGAAGAAGAAGAAAAUGAGAAACAAGGAGAUAGUGACUCUGGGGAGGAAAUAGGACAUCGUAAAAGGAAAAGAAGCUUUGACGACCGCUUGGAUGAUGAUGAUAUCGAUCUUAUUGAGGAGAAUUUGGGUGUAAAAGUGAAAAGGCAAAAAUUCCGUCGUUUGCGGGCCAUGUCAGAUGAUGAGGACGAGGAGGGAGAUGACAAGGUCAGGGAUGCCCAUGAGAAGGACAUGAUAGCGGAUGAGAUCUUCAUGGGGACGGGAGCAGAUGAGGGCGAAGCUUUGGAUGUGCCUUUGCAUCCUGGGGAGGAUGAGGAAGAGGAGGAGGAAGAGUCUGAUAUUGAUGACUUUAUUGUGGACGAUGAUGGACAGCCCUUAAAAAAACCCAAGUGGAGAAAGAAGCUGCCUGGAUAUACAGAUGCAGCCCUUCAGGAGGCCCAGGAAAUAUUCGGAGGGGACUUUGACUUUGCUGAUUUUGACGCUGCCUAUGAUGAUGCCGAGGAGGAGGAGGAAGAGGAUGCAGAUGAAGAGUCAUGGGACCGGCCCAAGAAGCAGGCCAAGAAGAGAGUGGGCCGGCGUAGUAUCUUUGAGAUCUAUGAGCCAAGCGAGCUGGAGAGCAGUCACAUGACUGACCAAGACAAUGAGAUUCGCUCUACUGACAUGCCAGAGAGGUUCCAGUUGCGCCCUACUUGUGUGAAGCCUGCAGAUGAUGAGGAGCUGGAGCAGGAGGCUGAGUGGAUCUAUAGGAAUGCCUUCUCUACUCUCACCAUCUCUACGCAGGAGAAUUCAGACUACUUGGACAGAGGUCCAACCACUACUUUCAGCAGAAAAGGACCCAGCACUAUCCAGAAGAUAAAAGAGGCUUUGAAUUUCAUGAGAAACCAACACUUCGAGGUUCCAUUCAUAGCAUUCUACAGGAAAGAAUAUGUGGAGCCUGAACUCAACAUCAGUGACCUGUGGAAGGUUUGGCAGUGGGAUGAGAAGUGGACCCAGCUGAAAACCCGCAAACAGAACCUGAGACGCCUGUUCCAGAAGAUGCAGAAAUAUCAGUUUGAACAGAUAUCAGCGGACCCAGAUAAGCCUCUGGCCGAUGGCAUACGACCACUGGACACUUCGGAUUUAGAGAGGCUGAAGGAUGUCCAGUCUAGUGAUGAACUGGGUGACAUCUACAGCCACUUCCUGUUGUAUUAUGGCCGGGAUAUCCCAAAGAUGCAGAAUGCAGCCAGGUCUAGUAAGAAGAAGCAGAAGAAGAACAGUGAAGUGGAUGAAGAUGGUAACGAACAGGAAGUAGAGGAGGAAGAGGAGGACGAUGAAGAGCAGCCAAAGGGGCCAGACCUGAAGCUUGCUUCUCGCAGGGAUAUGUACAGCAUAUGCCAGGGUGCCGGACUUGAUGGCCUGGCCAAGAAGUUUGGUCUGACUCCAGAGCAGUUUGGAGAAAACCUGCGUGACAGUUAUCAACGGCAUGAGACAGAGCAGUUUCCUGCUGAGCCCAUGGAGCUGGCUAAAGACUACAUCUGCAGCCAGUUUAACACAGCGGAGGCAGUACUGGAUGGGACUCGCUACAUGGUGGCCAUGCAGAUCGCACGGGAGCCUCUAGUCAGACAUGUGCUCCGACAGACGUUUCAGGAGAGGGCCAAGAUCAAUAUCAAACCCACUAAAAAGGGAAAGAGGGAAGUAGAUGAGGCCCAUUAUGGCUACUCUUUUAAGUACCUGAAAAACAAGCCUGUUAAGGAGCUUAAUGGGGACCAGUUCCUGAAGAUGGUCCAGGCAGAGGAAGAAGGCCUGCUUACCAUCACCAUCUGUAUUGAUCUGAUUGGAGUGAAGGGGUAUGGAGGCGACCAGGCUUAUUUUGAGGAGAUAAAGCAGUUUUACUACAGAGACGAGUUCAGCCACCAAGUUCAGGAGUGGAACAGACAGAGAACCUUGGCUAUCGAACGCUCCCUCAAGCAGUUCCUCUACCCACAGAUGGCCAAAGAGCUGAAGAACAAACUUAUUGCAGAAGCAAAGGAGAACAUCAUUAAGGCCUGCAGCAGAAAGCUGUACAACUGGCUGAAGGUGGCGCCCUAUCGGCCCGACCAGCAGGUGGAGGAGGAGGAGCUCAUGUCUGAGGCCCAAGGCAAAGGGAUCCGUGUGCUGGGAGUAGCCUUCUCAUCCAGCAGAGACACCCCAGUGUUCUGUGCCCUGGUGAACAGUGAUGGAGAAGUGGGGGACUUCCUCAGGUUGCCUUACUUCCUGAAGAGGAGGAACGCAUGGAGGGAGGACGAAAGGGAGAAAAAGAUCCACGAUAUUGAAACCCUGAAGAAGUUCCUGAGCAGCAAGAAGCCUCACAUCAUCGCUGUAGCUGGAGAGAACAGGGACGCCCAGAUGGUUAUUGAGGACAUCAAACGCACUGCCACUGAGCUGGAGCAGGAGUCCUCCUUCCCCACCAUUGGGGUGGAGCUGGUUGACAACGAAUUAGCCCUGCUCUACAUGAACAGCAAGAAGUCAGAGGCUGAUUUCAGGGACUAUCCUCCUCUUCUGAGACAGGCUGUGUCUGUGGCCAGAAAGAUCCAGGACCCCCUGGUAGAGUACGCUCAGGUGUGCAGCAGCGACGAAGACAUCCUCUGCCUCAACUUGCAUCCUUUGCAGGAGCAUGUGGUGAAGGAGGACCUGCUGAACGCUCUGUACUGUGAGUUCAUUAACCGUGUGAAUGAGGUGGGUGUGGACGUGAACCGGGCCAUGGCCCACCCCUACACCCAGAGUCUGCUGCAGUACGUGUGCGGCCUGGGGCCCAGGAAGGGAUCCCACCUGCUCAGGGUCCUGAAGCAGAACAAUACUCGUCUGGAGAACCGCACUCAGCUGGUCACCAUGUGUCAUAUGGGCCCUAAGGUUUUCAUCAACUGUGCUGGUUUCAUCAAGAUUGACACAGCGUCUCUGGGAGAUAGUACUGACUCCUAUAUUGAGGUUCUGGAUGGGUCACGGGUGCACCCUGAGACCUAUGAGUGGGCACGCAAGAUGGCCGUAGAUGCCCUCGAGUACGAUGAGUCAGCAGAGGAUGCCAACCCAGCCGGAGCGCUGGAGGAGAUCCUGGAAAACCCGGAGCGGCUCAAAGACCUGGACCUGGAUGCCUUCGCUGAGGAGUUGGAGAGACAGGGCUAUGGUAAUAAGGGCAUCACCCUGUAUGACAUCCGUGCUGAGCUAAGUUGCAGGUACAAAGACCUGAGGUCCACCUACAGAGGGCCCAACACGGAGGAGAUCUUCAACCUGCUCACCAAGGAGACACCAGAGACCUUCUACAUUGGUAAACUUAUCACCAGUGUGGUGACGGGAAUUGCUCACCGGCGUCCCCAAGGGGAGAGUUAUGACCAAGCCAUUAGGAAUGAUGAGACAGGACUGUGGCAGUGUCCUUUCUGCCAGCAGGACAACUUUCCUGAGCUCAGUGAGGUGUGGAAUCAUUUUGACAGUGGCUCCUGUCCUGGCCAAGCUAUUGGGGUACGCUGUCGCAUGGACAAUGGAGUAACCGGCUUUAUCCCCACCAGGUUUCUCAGUGAUAAAGUGGUCAAGCACCCUGAGGAAAGGGUUAAGGUGGGCAUGACCGUGCACUGCAGGAUCAUGAAGAUUGACAUUGAGAAGCUCAGUGUGGAUCUGACGUGUCGGACAUCAGACCUGUCUGACAAGAACAACGAGUGGAAGCUUCCCAAAGAUACCUACUACGACUUUGAUGCUGAGGCAGAGGAUGUGAAGCAGGAGGAGGAGGCCAAGAAGAAACAGCAGAGAACAACCUACAUCAAGAGGGUGAUAGCCCACCCGUCGUUCCAUAACAUCAACUUCAAGCAGGCAGAGAAGAUGAUGGAGUCCAUGGACCAGGGGGAUGUGAUCAUUAGGCCCAGCAGUAAAGGAGAGAACCACCUGACGGUUACCUGGAAGGUCGCUGAUGGCAUCUACCAGCAUAUCGACGUACGAGAGGAGGGCAAGGAGAAUGCCUUCAGCCUGGGUCACACGUUGUGGAUCAACGCUGAGGAAUUUGAAGAUCUGGAUGAAAUCACAGCCAGAUAUGUACAACCAAUGGCUGCAUUUGCCCGCGAUCUGCUUGGUCACAAGUAUUUCCAAGAAUGCAGCGGUGGAGACCGAAAGAAAAUGGAAGAGGUUUUGGUGAAAAGCAAGAAGGAGAAGCCUACAUUCAUCCCCUACUAUGUGUCUGCCUGUAGAGACCUGCCAGGGAAGUUCCUGCUCGGUUACCAGCCCCGUGGAAAACCAAGGAUUGAGUUUGUGACAGUCACACCCGAGGGCUUCAGAUACAGAGCCCAGAUUUUUCCCACCGUCAAUGGACUCUUCCGCUGGUUCAAAGACCACUACCAGGAGCCAGUGCCAGGGAUUACUCCCAGCAGCAGCAGUAGAACACGAACCCCAGCUUCUAUCAAUGCCACACCUGCCAACAUUAACAUUGCAGACCUGACUCGUGCGGUCAGCGCCCUCCCUCAGAACGUGACCUCUCAGAUGUUCAGUGCCAUUGCCGCGGUAACGGGGCAGGGCCAGAACCCCAACAGCACGCCUGCAGGCUGGGCAUCCAGCCAGUAUGGCUACACCGGUGGUAGCAGUGGAGGGGGGGGCAGCAGCAGUGCCUAUCAUGUAUUUACCACCCCAGUUCAGCAGCCCAUUGCUACGCCUCUUAUGACACCUAGCUACUCGUACGCCACCCCCAGCCAGCAACAGGCUCUCACCACGCCCCAGUACCCCAGCAGAGCCUCCCUGUCCUCCCAGGGAACCCACGGACACCGCCCUUCCUCCUCUACACCGUCAUCAACAUCAUCAUCCUCCCACCACCACAGGACACCAACACCAAAGGCGACUUCUAACACCGCUGUGGACUGGGGCAAGAUGGCCGAGCAGUGGCUCCAGGAGAAAGAGGCAGAGCGUAAGAAGACGAGGGCAAGAAUGACCCCGCGACCUUCUCCUAGCCCAAUGAUCGAGAGCACGCCAAUCACUGGAGACGCCACGCCGCUGCUGGAUGAGAUGGAUCGCUAGAUCCACUGGAUAUAUCCAUUCUCCAGAUCUCACUCAUCCUUAUUUUUCUACACUCCUUAUAUUAUACUAAAUGCACUUCAUGGAAAAUGAAAGGUUAAAGUUAAUACACCCAAAACCACACAUUCCAAUGACAUUGUUGAACAAUAGUGAUAAUAAUUUAGCAAGCAACAAAUGUGAAAUGUGUUCCCAAAAAUCAGACUAGAGUUAAUGAUGAAUUCACAAUGGCACAAUUCACAGUUAAUGAUAAAUUCACAACACAGUUCUCUCCAGACAGACUGCCUCGCUACGUUCAUUUAUACCUCAGUGGCUAGGUAGCAAAAAAAUUUAUCUACACAAUAAUACCAAAGUCAAUAUCAGCAUGUGAUGUAGUUAUAGAAUUGUCAACACUGUCAAUUUAGGAGUUGAAAAUGUACCAUGUUCAAGUUUAAGACCGCAUUUCUAGCUCCAAUCUGUGAAUCCAGCGGGUCUGCAAACGGGAAUGUUGGAAGAGGGGAGACAAAUAUACAUCAGGGCAGUUAAAGGAAUUAGGUACGUUAAUGUGGUGGCACACUUUGCACUUUGAAGAUAUUUAAAUGAAAUAUGGAUGUGUUCUUGACAAGUAUGCCCAUAACAUUUACUGACUGACAGAUUUGCAGAUCAAAAGUGCAAGUAAUUGUUUUAAAAGCGUUAUGAAACUUCACUACGCCAUUCCCUGAUUUAUUAGAUGGACCACUUGGAAGCUGGUGAAAACAUUUAUUUUACCCACUGACAUAAGUUAUGAUUUUAAUGAAUAGGGGUUUCAUGGUUUCUGUUACUGGGGUUGGAUUACACCUUUUAACAAGUGUAGUUGGUAACAUUUAAAGUACAUUUAACAUUUAUGGCUGAAUUCAACACAAAGUUUUAAAAGGGAAAUUAAUAAGAUUGCAGUUGUUUGUUUCAAAUUCACCUGAAGGAAAUAGUUUGAAACAUUGACCAUCACUUCUUUACUCUUCCUCACUUGCCGUUUUUGGCUGAAUGUACUGGAAACUAUGAAAACUGCAUGCGUUCUUUAAACCAGAGUUAUUAUUGACUUCAAAAGCAUGUGAUCCAACUAAAAAAACAUAAGAAAACCAUUUAUUACGGAAUAGGUACUAAAAGCCAAUUUCUAGUGCCACUGUUGAUCGAUAGACCUGUAGCAUUUUAUCCUUAUCCCAUGGUUCUUAUUUCAGACCAUGUUAAUGAAUAUCUUCUAUGUUUUUGGAUUCAAAGCCAGUGGCUCAAUGUAUUGCUUUGACGGAUGGCUGAGAAUAGACUUCACCGUACAGUAGCAAGUGGCUUGUGUCUAUUACACAAUGAAGGACAUUCACAGUAUUACCUAGAGGGGUUGAACAAAAAGCACUUAUUAUUUUCUAUUUAUUUACUACUUUAAAUGUUUUAGGUAUUUCUAAAUGCCAACUGAACUGUUGUCUGUGCUUACUAUGCUACAUCAGCAUGUUGACAUUAUAGCACCUGUCCCAUGAAAUACAUUGAAAUGUUGUCUUCUACUAACAUAUUUACCGGUAACAAAAUAUGCAUUUAUUUCAAACCUGUCAAAUUAACUUCCUUUUGUUGAAUAAAACUAAAGAUCACUGUCA